Messenger RNA from Engraulis encrasicolus (European anchovy), 1255 nucleotides. RefSeq lists its product as uncharacterized. Lineage: Eukaryota; Metazoa; Chordata; Actinopteri; Clupeiformes; Engraulidae. The transcript has 3 exons. The coding region runs from base 103 to 741 and encodes 212 amino acids. The record is from RefSeq and is a predicted model, not a curated record.
AUUUCACUGUUGGUGGUGCUUUGUUCAACCUCAGCCCAAACUCUCCACAGCACUGACGUGUAUUGUUCCUCUGAACAUAUUACCGGUUGAGUUCCUCCUGCAAUGACGAGUGCUGGACACCUGGUAUGGGUUGGCUUCAUCGAUGGCCUCCUUCCAGUGGUGGGAUCGGUGAAAGAGGCUGUGGAGUGGGUUCUGGCUGUAGCUGCUGAUAAAAAGGCUCUGGCAGAUGAGAAACUUAAAGUCAUCAAUGGAAGGCUUGGACAGAAAGGCAAAUAUGACAAGUCUUUCAGGAGUUCUUCAGGAUAUGCGUCUGACAGCUCAACAUCGUCAUCAUCAUCAACUUUUAGAUUCUCCUCAGGCAAAGCAUCUGGCCAGGCUGCAAUGGAUGUGGCAAGUGUUCCUGAUACGAACCUGAAGGCCUUCAUCAUAGAAGUGGGAAAGGGAAAGGUACGUCCACAGACCGGGGGGCCGCCAGUGAGAUCUAAGGCUGAUCAGAAGAAAAUGCAAGACACUCGAGAAACGACACUGCGGAAGAUCCUACGCAUCAACCAGAAUUUUCAGUUAAACGACCCUCUUGCUGAUGAUGGUAAAAGGUCCAGAAGGGGAGAGCAUGUUAUCAACAAUGGUGUAAUUUCAUUUUACCACAAAGUUGUGGAUGAUUUCAUGAAGGAGACCUACCAUAUUCCAAACACACAGCGCAUUUUGAUGAAGAUGAGCUGUACAUCAAUGCUAAUGCACUGAUAUAUGGUGAGUACAGUCGAGUGCUGAAGCAGGCCCUUACACAUUGGCUUGCAGCAGAAACCCAGGAAGUUGUCGGUGAUGUGAAUCGCUUCGUACAGGCCAUGAAUGAGGAGGAGGCAUAUGUAGAUUGGCUGGCAAGGGACAAAUAUAUUGGGAAUCAGAAUGCGAGACGAGUCCGUGUUGAGACUACCAGAGGACAGGUGGUAAAUAUGUUUACCAAUUGGCAGCGAUAUUUUCAAGCUGCUAAAACUGGAAUUAACACCAUAGUUGGUCAAGGGCAGUGAUAGUAUAGGGCUCAGCCAAGGAUUUGAAAUGGAUAGAAAUUCAAGCAAAUAAUUGCUUUGCAAACUUGUGAAUUGUAUUGGGCUACAUAAAAAUGUUUUGGUUAAUAGGAGUAAGGUGGCAUGUUGUUACGUUGAAUAUACAUGUAAGCCAUGUUCUUUUCAUUUCAAUUAUGUUUAGUAGGCCUAUUUGUUCAUUAUGCCUGGCUCACUGCACAAAAAAUAAAGUCCUA